UGCCUGGGCGGCCCUUGCUGCAAGAUGGCGACGCGCGCUGGGCUGCUGCUGCGCUGGCUCCGCCUGGGCCGCCCCCCGACGCCAGCCCCCCGCCGGCCGCUCCACGCUGGGGGAUCCCUUCGGCAGCAGGAGGAGUUCACCUCACUGGAAGAGAAGCCGCAGUUCCCGGGUGCCUCGGCUGAAUUUGUGGACAGACUUGAGUUCAUCCAACCCAAUGUGAUCUCCGGGAUCCCGAUCUACCGGGUCAUCGACCGGCAGGGGCAGAUCGUCAAUCCCAGUGAGGACCCACAGCUUCCUAAAGAGCAAGUGUUGAAAUUCUACAGGAGCAUGACGCUGCUCAAUACGAUGGAUCGGAUCCUGUAUGAGUCCCAGAGGCAGGGCCGGAUCUCCUUCUACAUGACCAACUAUGGGGAGGAAGGCACGCACAUCGGCAGCGCAGCCGCUCUUGAUGACACUGAUCUCGUGUUCGGACAGUAUCGGGAAGCAGGCGUCCUGAUGCACAGAGGGUACCCCCUGGACCUGUUCAUGGCGCAGUGCUACGGAAACGCCAGUGACCCUGGGAAAGGUCGUCAGAUGCCGGUGCAUUACGGCUGCAAGGACCUGCACUUCGUCACGAUCUCGUCCCCGCUGGCCACGCAGAUCCCACAAGCCGUCGGUUCCGCCUACGCCUUUAAGAGGGAGAACACCAACCGGGUCGUGAUCUGCUACUUCGGGGAAGGCGCAGCCAGCGAGGGUGACGCCCACGCCGGCUUCAACUUCGCCGCCACCCUCGAGUGCCCCAUCAUCUUCUUCUGCCGCAACAACGGCUACGCCAUCUCCACCCCGACGUCUGAGCAGUACCGGGGCGACGGGAUUGCUGCUCGGGGUCCAGGUUACGGCAUCCACUCUAUCCGGGUGGAUGGCAAUGACGUCUUUGCGGUGUACAAUGCCACCAAGGAGGCCCGGCGUCGUGCUGUUGCUGAGAACCAGCCAUUCCUCAUUGAGGCCAUGACCUACAGGAUCGGGCACCACAGCACGAGUGACGACAGCUCCGCCUACCGUUCGGUGGAUGAAGUCAACUACUGGGACAAGCAGGACCACCCCAUCUCUCGGCUUCGUCACUACAUGGUGAACCAAGGCUGGUGGGAAGAGGAUCAGGAGAAAAGCUGGCGCAAGAAAUCCCGCAAGAGGGUCAUGGAGGCCUUCGAAGAGGCCGAGCGCAAACUAAAGCCCCGGCCUCAGCUUCUCUUCUCGGAUGUUUACUGCGAGAUGCCCUGGCACAUCCGGAAGCAACAGGAAUCCCUGGAGCGACACCUCAAGCAAUACGGCGAACACUACCCCUUGGGACAGUUCGAGAAAUGAACACCCCCCAGCCACCCCCACUUGCCAUCACCAGCAGCAGGAGCCUGGAAGAGGAGUCUCGGUCAAAAACUGUGCCCCCUUUACACCUGACAAACUUUUCCUUGGUUCUUUGGUGAGAGUGGGGAGGUGGGGCUGCUUGGAACACUGGUGCCUGGGGUCUUUACGGGGGGGGUAGAAGACCUGGGUUUAGGGACAACUCUCGGAGGUUCCAAGCUGGCCUCUGCUAACAUAAGCUGCUAACACAGUGAUAGCUCACAAAGAUGUGUCACAAAGCCACUGUCACCACCCACCCCAUGGUACCGUACACCCUCCUCCCGAUUUGAACCACCUAAUGCUCCUCUCGUUUUCUCGGUGGUGGUUAAAUACAGUGUGGCGAACCCUCGUGUGCCGAAUGGGAAUUCCCGAACUCUUGUUUGCGAAAAUUCGAGAAGUCCCAUGGAGCACUCAGAGCUCUGGGGGGUGGUUUGGGACAGCUCCGAGGGUGGAGGCUGCCAGCACCUCUGAAAAAUCCACCUUCCACACCUUGCCUCACCUCAUCGAGACGGCUGUGGUCGUGGACGACUCGCAUAAAGCACAAGGGCCCCCACCCUCUGUAGAACCGCAGUGCCUUAUCUCUGCCGGUUUUCCUAACGGGGGGUCUCGUCCACGCGCCCCCCACCCCCUUGCUGCCUCGCACAACCCGGCUGCUUUCCUUGAAGCUGUCAUUCUGAAAAGCACAGAACGGCAGGCAGCCUCUCCGCUUCUGUCCACAGACAAGUCCCGUGUCUGAAAAGGAACCUGAAAAGGACCUCCAUUUUCGGUGCCUCUGGAUCCAGGUACCGCCUGCGGUGGCUUUGCGUGUUCAUGAGAUUUCCCACCUGGUUAUCGCUGCAAAUAUGCUGCUGAAAUUAAGGGGCAAACCGCAGCCUGUGCCUUCCCCAGGAGAAGAACCCUUGACAGUGUCACCGUUAGGCCACACCCCCCUGAUGUAGCCAAUCCUCCAAGAGUUUACAAGAAAGAGCUUUGUAAGCUCUUGGAGGACUGGCUCCAUCAGGGGGGUGUGGCCUCCCUUGACAGUGUCACCCAGAGAAUAUGGUCUCUUUUGGCAAAGCGGAUAUCACCCUGAAAUUUAGCCUGGCCGCUUGGCCAACACUCCGGAAGAGGAUAAAUUUUUAAAAAGUAUUUUCCAUAGGACUGGGGAGCUUUUAGAAGUUGGGCUGGCUUUAGCGAUGAAUCAGAACAGGGCCUGGCGCAAAUAGAGCCUGGAUCUUUUGGGGGGCUUUCGUUAGAAACUCAAACAGCGUACAUUCUCAGCGCCUCUUUUUGAACGAUUGGGGGUGUUUGUUUGAGGCAGAGUUCUGUUGGCCUGUUACAGUUCAGUGGGGGAGGGUGUUACUGCUGAAUGUGAUUACAUUCGGGGCUGCGGGGAGACACGGGUGAACGCAGGUAGUCUAGGGCAAACAUGGGUGUCUCAGCAAGGCAGGUUGGGAAAUGAAUAAAACGUCUAUGGGCA
Messenger RNA from Heteronotia binoei (common prickly gecko), 2833 nucleotides. It is a transcript of the gene BCKDHA, whose product is annotated as branched chain keto acid dehydrogenase E1 subunit alpha. Gene Ontology annotation, biological process: branched-chain amino acid catabolic process. The record is from RefSeq and is a predicted model, not a curated record. NCBI's taxonomy places the organism in Eukaryota, Metazoa, Chordata, Lepidosauria, Squamata, Gekkonidae. The coding region runs from base 25 to 1341 and encodes 438 amino acids. Gene Ontology annotation, molecular function: oxidoreductase activity, acting on the aldehyde or oxo group of donors, disulfide as acceptor. The transcript is spliced from 9 exons.